Messenger RNA from Electrophorus electricus (electric eel), 3077 nucleotides. RefSeq names its product immunoglobin superfamily, member 21a (gene igsf21a). The record is from RefSeq and is a predicted model, not a curated record. NCBI's taxonomy places the organism in Eukaryota, Metazoa, Chordata, Actinopteri, Gymnotiformes, Gymnotidae. Gene Ontology annotation, biological process: heterophilic cell-cell adhesion; homophilic cell-cell adhesion. Gene Ontology annotation, cellular component: adherens junction.
GCGCCCCUGAGUGAAGAGCGCAGAUUUUCAUCCAAAUCUAUAUCUAUUUUUUAAUCCUCAACCGCCGCCGUUUGCGAAACGCUUUGUCGUGCGUCGGGGAGCUGUUUCUCCACGCGCGGCUUCAAAUCAUUUUCUCUUCAUCUCUACCGGCUCCUCGAAGCAGUAUUUAUUUUAAACUUCACAUUCCCACCGACACUUGCACUGCAUCAUGAACAGUUUGUGGGGACCACCAGAUCGCACACCUUUGGAAUGGUGGGGAUUACGCAGAGAAGAAACGGGGAGCAUGUAAACGCCAAUGGAGUUUGGGAUUUAUUGCAAAAUAUGGGGAAAAUGACCGUGUUGUCUUUCUGCUUUCUGUUGUGCGCAGAUCUAUUGGAUUUAGCCUUCGGGUAUUUGACAGUCACAAUAGAGCCCCUGCCACCUGUUGUUGUGGGAGAGACGGUGACGCUGAAGUGCAACUUCAAGACUGAUGGCAGGUUGCGAGAAAUUGUCUGGUACCGGGUUACAGAUGGGGGCACGAUUAAACAGAAGAUUUUCACAUAUGACGCCAUGUUCAAUACCAACUACUCCCACAUGGAGGACUAUCGCCGCCGAGAAGAUCUGGUGUACCAGUCAACAGUUAGGCUCCCGGAGGUGCGGAUCUCGGAUAACGGGCCUUACGAGUGCCACGUUGGCAUCUACGACCGGGCCACCAGGGAGAAGGUUGUCCUGUCGUCGGCGGAUAUCUAUCUCACAGUCAUGUCACCUCCCAACAACAUCUCUGUGCUGGCGGAGAACACUCCGGCACCAUUCAGCCGCUACCAGGCCCAGAACUUCACUCUGGUUUGCACUGCCAAAGGAGGCAAACCUGCCCCAUCGGUGUACUUUAAGCGGGACGGCGAGCUGAUCGAGGUGAUCUCCUACGUCUCCCCCACGGCAGGCAGCGAGGGCGGUGGUUCAGCCGGCGUGCGAGGAGCCAGGCCCUUGAUCCGCCAGGACCUGGAUGACACCAAGCUGCAGAAGUCCCUCUCGCUGCUGGGGCCAGACGGGCGGCCGGGCCGGCUCUACACGGAGAGCCCCCGUCGGAGCUCACCAGCAAGGCAACCGCGCUACGAGCCCAGCCCGGCCACGGAGACCAUCCCCGAGACGGUAGUGAGUCGCGAGUUCCCCCGCUGGGUGCAGAGCACUGACCCGCUCUACUUCUUCAGCAACACCCACGUGCCCCAGAGCGAUGGCUCCAUCACGGUCCAGGCCAGACUCACCUGGACUCUCAACCCCCAGCUGGACAACGACGCGCUCUUCAGCUGCGAGGUCAAACACCCGGCUCUGUCCAUGCCUAUGCAGACUGAGGUUACCCUGGCGGCUCCGAAAGGUCCCAAGCUCCAGAUGAGCCCAGCCAGGGCAAAGGUUGGAGACACGGUCCGCAUCAUAGUGCAAGGAUUCCAGAACGAGGUGUUCCCAGAGCCCUUGUUCACCUGGACGCGGGUGGGUGGUCGACUGCUGGACGGCAGCUCCGAGCGGGAGGGGGAGGAGCUGCUUCUGGAGCGGGUGCCCGCCGAUCUCAAUGGCUCCAUGUACCGAUGCACUGCCCAGAACCCGCUGGGCUCCACCGACACACAUACACGCCUCAUCGUCUUUGAAAACCCAAGUAUGAUGAAAAACACACAGAAUCAAAACAGUGGAGCUCCCGGUUGGCGCGCGGUCUGGCUGAGGUGGCUGCUGCUCGCGCUCACAGUGACCGCGGAGCUGACGUGAGCGUGCGUCACGGAGACGGGAAAAACCGCGACGAAGAAGAGAAAUAAGAAAAUAUCAAUAAACAGGAAUGCCCACACUCACACGUCCGCGCCCAGCAAGCACACACCUCCACAUAUUCGCGCACACACUCGAACAGACUGUGAAGAGACCCGCCCCGUGUCAGUCUUUGGAAGACGUCUGUGUCCCCACUAGGGGGCGCUGUGCUUCUUCUACCUUUUACCUUUUCAUGUAAAGACAUGGGGGAAAAAAAAUAAAAAUCAAACGACAAGGACGACGAUGAUGUAUCCGUGUUUAUAAUUUUUUUUUUUUUUUUUUAAAACACUCGAUAUAAGAAAUAACUCCCUCCAUAUAAUUAUUGGCGUCACACACACACUUUUGUUUUGGGUUUGGGUUUUUUUGUUGUUUGUUUUGUUUCGCCACUGUCAGUCAGGGUGUGUCAGUGAAAUAAGAUGAAACAGGAUCCCAGACUUUAGCCUGGGACCGUGAUCUGGACGGCCGAGAAGAGACAAAGACGGUAACGGAGGCUCCUUUCAGGCCCUCCUCCGCUCUCCUGUUCUCUAGCACAAGCGGGACACACGACCUUUUUCUGGACAUCACUCUUUUGCAGUGUUUCUGUUUUUAGCACACUAUUCUUUCAUGAAUGGCUCCUGGCUGGAAUGUACAAAAACAAAACAAUCAAAUAAGCGAAAAAAAAAAAAAGGAGAAAAAAAGACUCGAUUCUAAAGUCCUGUGAACUGGUGACAUUUUCUUUGAAGAGUAAAGGAACACCCUCUUUUUAAAUGUAUUUUGUGUACAUCCCUGUAAAUACUGAGAAAUAUAUAUAUAAAAAAAAAUCAGAUUCAAAGUUAUAAGGGGGUUGUGGGUAGCAGGCGUGGGGAACCAGGACAGGAGGUCAGCAUUUGAUGGCUUAAUUGCUUACACGCGGUCCUCCGCAGUACGUGUCAUGAGAAUUCAUCACAAGGCUUUCCAGGAUCGGCGACUCCCAAAGCGUGCCCUUCCUUCUGACUUCAUGUUCCAUACCGUUGCGCCGCCGCUCCGCGGACGCCAUGGUGCAUGUGACCUGAUGAUUAUUUCUCAUCCCCGUGUGUUUGGGGGAAGCCCCCGGCCUCUCUCGUCCCAAUACCCCCCCCCACCCCCACCCCCAGUUCCCGCCCUCUUUUCUUGUCGCAUAAAAUAUUCAGUGACCUACAUUGUGUACAGUAUGUGACUCUCUCCUAACAGUUACUGCUAGGAUCAUGUUACUCAUUACGCCACCCACCCCCUCAAAAAAAAAGCAAACAGUGUAAACAGGGUUGCAUUUGUCUCAUAUCACCUGUAUUAAAAAUGAGAGAUGAUCAACUUGA